Messenger RNA from Hemicordylus capensis (graceful crag lizard), 2523 nucleotides. RefSeq names its product PGAM family member 5, mitochondrial serine/threonine protein phosphatase (gene PGAM5). Lineage: Eukaryota; Metazoa; Chordata; Lepidosauria; Squamata; Cordylidae. Gene Ontology annotation, biological process: positive regulation of mitochondrial fission. The transcript has 6 exons. The coding region runs from base 144 to 1136 and encodes 330 amino acids. The record is from RefSeq and is a predicted model, not a curated record. Gene Ontology annotation, cellular component: mitochondrion.
GUGCCAGGCGGCGCAGGGGCGGGGCUUCUUCCCGCCCGUCUCGCGCGCGCGCGCUCCCCGCGACCCCGCCCCCUGCGCGCUCCUCCCCGGCGCCGGCUCUCCGUUCUUCUUCCUCCUCCGGCGGCGGCGGCGGCGGCUCCCUCAUGGCUUUCCGGCGGGUGAUGGCGCUGACAGCGGCCGCCUGCGGGCUGGCGGGGGGCUCGGUCCUGCUGUCCGCCGUGGCGGUGGGGAAGCAGCCGCAGGUGGGGCUGGGCGGCGGGGACGGCCCCCCCGAGCCCCGCCUGGCGGGACCCCCGCCCUCCUCCUCCUCCUCCUCCCCCUCGGCCCCGCCCCCGCCGCCGGGGCUGCUGCUCCUGCCCUCGCAGGCCGCCUCCUGCCCCGCUGCCGCCGCGCCCGGCUGGCUGGAGAGGGCCAACGGCUGCGGCUACUGGGACAGCAACUGGGACAGGAGAGAGCCACAGGCCCUUAUGAAUCUGAAGAAGAAGAAGAAGAAGAAAAAUGAAGAGACUGGGGAAGAGGAGGAUUUGGCGAGCGCAGUCCACUACAAAGCCAAAGCGACCCGGCACAUAUUCCUCAUACGCCAUUCUCAGUAUAACAUGGAUGGGCAAGACGAUAGUGACAGGACUCUGACCCACCUGGGCCGCGAGCAAGCAGAGUUGACAGGGAAAAGACUCGCAAGUCUGGGGCUGAAAUAUGACCGCAUUGUACACUCUUCGAUGACGAGAGCAACGGAAACCACCAACAUAAUCAGCAAACAUCUUCCUGGAGUGAAGAAAUCGAGCACGGAUCUGCUGCGAGAGGGUGCCCCUAUUGAGCCCAACCCUCCUACCCCGCACUGGAAGCCGGAAGCUGUGUACUAUGAAGAUGGGGCUCGGAUUGAAGCCGCCUUCCGGAACUUCAUUCAUCGGGCUGAUGUCAAGCAGGAAGAAGAUAGCUAUGAGAUCUUCAUCUGCCACUCCAAUGUCAUCCGUUACAUUGUUUGCAGAGCAUUGCAGUUUCCUCCCGAAGGCUGGCUGCGGCUGACCCUCAACAACGGCAGCAUCACCCACUUGGUCAUCCGUCCUUCUGGCAGAGUGGCGCUUCGAAUGCUCGGAGACACGGGGUUCAUGCCUCCUGAGAAAAUCACACGCAGCUGAGUGAACAGGAAAAUGGUCCUCUUGGAAGCUGCCUGCAGACUCUCUUUACCAGGGCAGCUAUGGUAGAACAUUAUGGCCUGGUAGGAUGUUGAGUUUCAAAACUAUACUUGGCGCCCAUUCCCUGCCUCGUGUAUAUGUAAACCUAAGGAGGGCCCUCCACCCUAGGAAAAAGCACAUGCAUUUCGUAGUGCUGGCGGUACAUUCCACCAAGCACUGCUGCUGUCCAGCCUGUGCUGAUUUCAGUGGUACUUGCGGGGGCCAGGCUGAAUCUCCACUGCAGCCGUACUUAAUGGAAUGGGGAGACUCAAGUGAGAUUAUCUAGCUUCUUAGCUGAUGUGGGUGUACCACUUUGCUUUCCUGUGCCACAGGAGAGCUGCUCUUGCUUCUUCCUGCAUCCAGAGGGUUCUUUCUCCCUGUGCUUGGGACAAGGCUAGAAUAAGUUCACCACGCUUAGAAGACGAUUACUGAGGUCACAAACAAUCUAGAAAAGAUUUAGAGAGAUACGAAGGCUGGACCUAAAAGGGUUGGAAAAGCACAGGCAUAAUUUUUUUCAGUGUGUGUGUGGUGGUGGUGGUGGUGGUGGGCGUGUCUAUGGAAUCGACAUCUCAUACAGCUGCCACCUGUACAUGGCAAGCACACCCGAAAGAACAGAACCUGAGUUGUGUGCAAGAGGCAUGUAUUUGUGCCCCCCCCGUGUCAACAAAGGUCUUAAAAGAUCGUGCUGCGAUGACUGAUGGCACGCUUCUUGUGUCCAGAAUGAGGUCCUGACUAGUUUGUGAGCCAUCUGGCUUGAUUCUGCACUUCUCUCCUUCACUCCCACCUAAUUAGCGAUUUAUUAAUGAACAGGAGUUAACGAACAGGCGUUCGUUGGCCUGCACCUCUUCCCACAGCUAGGAUAAACGCUUGAACUGGACCACUCUCAAGGCCCUGUGCCAUUAACGAUUGCCCCAGCUGACUACUUUUGUCACCAUACUACUUUAAGUACAUUGGGAGCCACCUGGGUGCUGUGUAUGGAAAGCCAUUUAGAAGUGAACCUCUUCUCCCUCCCGCCACCUCAGUGCCAUCCCCCAGAGCACAACCCAUAGCAUGCUGAAGCUGGCUUUAAAAAAAACACAAAACUUUUGAAUGUUUACAAGGGCACUGAAUUGAACCCUAGGUAGACACCUGCUGCUUUGAGGCAGGCAAAAUGCUUUCUGUGAAACUCACUGCCUAGCAACUUGUAUGUGGUUGGAAACAAGUAUUCCAGAAAAGAGCUUGGGCAGGGGGUGAAAACUUUUCUGUACUCAUGGAAAAUAGUGAUGGUUUCUCUUUCAAUCAGUGCAAGAAGUUAUUCUGAUUUGUCUAACUUUAUAAAUGUCUGCAAAAAUAAAACUUUUAUUGACUUUAA